UUGACACCGGCUUAGUGAAAGCACGCCGCACGAGCGAUUUGUAGAUUUCACGUGUAGUCCGCGGGACAAACCGCGUGCCUACAUCGUUUAUCAUUAGAGGACGAGGAUAUAUACGGUUAACCGACAUCGGAUUACAGUGUUGUUCAACUGUGUUAACCCAAGUUUAUGGUAAACAUUCUUUAAUAGAUGAAUAAGUGGCCAUAAUUUUAACUUUUUCUAUCUCUGGAUUUAAUUCGUGGAUUAUUUCAGUCAUGGCCGAUUUGGAGAGGAAACCCGGAACACACUCGUCUGUCGCCACUUGUACACACAGCUCAGACUUGUAACGUGUAACGUGUACCUGCUUCAUCACAACUGCAAGAUCCUGGAUUCAGCCUCCGCAACCUCAGACAUAUAACACACCCGCGGCUCACUUCUUCUCAUGCUGUGUCCUUCAUUCUAUGAUUGAGUGCCAAUGUACAUAACGCUAAUCCCAAUACACAUCCUUUAUAUGUGCGAUGUGUGGAUUCGGAAUUUCUCCUAAGACGUGGAUUACUUGGUUUUGUGGUCAUUUAAUACCUUAUAUGGAUGUCACUAAGAAUGUGUGCCAACGCACGUGAUAGUUUCCCGUUUGAAUGUCUGCCUAAAACAUUCGGUGGGGUGUGAAUGAAUGCAACGAUUCUUAUCGGAAAUAUUAUCAAGAAAAUCGGGAUUAACAUGCCAUUAAACGUUUGGAAGCCGGGCGUUCAUUAAAUAUUCACAACACCCAUGAAGAGAAGAUUGUGUUUUCACGUCAUCAAUGGUUCUAAGUAUAUAAGUCUGCGGGAGAGGAUGCUAACUUAUGCAAAGUGAAGCCCCAAUAGUCAAUAGAGGCGUUUCUGGGCAAGGCUAUCAAUUUUGCCAAAUGUCAAGAAAAGUCUACGUCCCUUGUCCUCUUGGCUCAACGAAUAGGAAACACAGGUGGAACAAAAAGCGUCUGCAUGACGCAGAUGUGUAAUUUUAGUCAUGUUUGUGCCCCGUGCGCAUGUGUAUCUUGAAAAGCCAAAUAAAAAGAGCUGGUUUUCUGGCUCGUCCCGGCCCAAGAUCAGCAAGCCUAAACAUAAGGUCAACUUAGUAGAGUAUGUGCGAAUGCCAUGCCUCAUCCCGACAUUUAUCGGGACAAUAGUGGGCUUCAUGAUAAUAUGUGGUGGAACAGUCUUAUGUUUAAUGGGUUAUAACCCAGGCAAAUUUCUAGGAUACUCAGCGAAAACAACGAAUAAUUUAAAUUCUAAUAUUUCGUCAGCCAACAUAACCGAACCUACCGUACUCGUGAGUACAGCGCCCGAGUUACCAAAUCUUAAAGUGUUAACAUACAUAGGUCCGGUAUUCAUGGGAAUUGGUUUCUUUGUCAUGAUGGUAGCUGUUGUUCUCUACUGUGAAAUAAAGGACAAAUACGUGACACACAUUCUCCCGGACAGGGACGUCAAGCAGCUUAGAAAAGAUGAACUCUAUGACAUGAUUAUAAGUGAAUUUCGGAAAAAUUAUUUCCGUGGAAUCGAAGUACCAUUAAAAUCGAAAACUGUCCAAAGAGAAAAUUCGAUUGAGAAGAAAUUACCGACAUUGUUUAAAGCACUAAGUAUCAGCACGCCGGCGUUGCUGAUUACACCGGAAAUGCAGCGGAAAUGGAGGGACCGGGACAGAGUCAUGUCAAUUUCAGUGCCAAUCAGUGCAAAACAGGUCGAGAGAGUGCGAGUAGUGCCCAUAGCAAGAACACGAAGGGAAUCCUGGCUUAAGACGUCUUCCCUUCCAAAUAUACGUCCGAAAAGUGCCAUCAGAGAAGCGAUGCGGGCAUCGAAAAAAUGCAGGUCUCAAUUUGUAAAUAAUAGUGAAAUAUCGAAGAGUUUUCAGGAAAACAUGAGCCAUUUAACGACACUUAAAGAUGACACCGGAUGUGAUAAUCCAGCAUUUAGGGACUCGCCUACUGAAACAAUUAAAUUGACAGAAAUAGGACCAACACAUUCCCCAGACUCGCCUGUGUUCUCUCACGGGACACAUUUAACGAAAGUUCAGGUGCACAUGGAAGCGUCUCAUCAGGACAAUAUGCAAGACUACAACAAUACGGAUGCAAGGGGGUAUACGUUACGUAGGGUUUCAAUACAGGAAGGCGCAUGUUCACAACAACAGGAUGUGAGUGACUCGCCGGAUUCACAAUCAACACAGGAUCCUGUGUGUGAUUCACCCGAAUCCUGUUCUGUUGUUAUAGACGCGGAUGUGGAUCCAGAUGAUGUCGCUUUAGAUUGUGAUUCAGAGGAGCAGUUAUUGGAGGAGCACAAAGGGCGUGAAUUGACUCGUGUGAAAUCGUUAUUUAAUUUAUCAGAGGGACGUGAUCGCAAAGUCGAUUCUGGACAGGUAGGGCCGUACAAGACUUGUAUUGGUAUAUUUAGGAGUGAAUCGUGUUUAGAUCAGCUACGUAAAGAUUAUGUAGAAACAGACGAUGAUGCACGUUCAGAUGACUCCUUUACCCUGACUGAUGACGUCAUGAAGUAUUUUGAAAAAUCAGAUUUACUACCGGUAUAGUGUCCACCAUUCCAAUCCAUCAUUUUUAUGUGUUUAUCAUUUGGACGUUGUUUGUCAUUUGUAAAUAGAAUUUCUUUUUUACGUAUUUUGAUACCGUUGUUUGUGUAUAAUACCUGCGAGUAAAAGAAUGUCUUUAUUUGGGUGAAGUAGAAAAAAAUGUGACAAUUUUGACUUUUUAUACGAAAUAAAAUGCUACCAAUGAUAUUUGUAUCCUCCUAAUUUUCCAUCACAUUGGUAACUUACACCGAUAUCUCUAGUACACCUUGAUUGUGUAUUCCAUUGUAGAUGAUCGUUCUCUCUUUAAAGGUAUAGAAACCUAACCGCGUGUUUUCUGAGUGUCUUUAAAGGUAACGAAAUGUCUAUGUGUAUUCCGAGUGUCAUAUUUUUCUACACCUCAACAUUCCGUCGUACAUCAAUUAAGUGCAUUAAUAGGUUAUUAGGAACUUUUCGCCACUUUUCGGUUAAAUGUAUGUAGUUGUAAAUUAUACCGAAACAACCCAAGUGAACUGUCAUAUUUGUAUAUGUACCUUUUGUCAACGAACCAUAAUCGUUUUUGUAGAUUUAUAUAUAUAUAUUUACCAUGUUGAUUCGUAGUGGAUUUGUUACUAAAUAUGCACGUUGAACAUGUAAUGUGACAAACAUACAAUACAGUUAACAUGUGGAAAAAUUG
Molecule: messenger RNA, 3202 nt
Organism: Pecten maximus
Lineage: Eukaryota; Metazoa; Mollusca; Bivalvia; Pectinida; Pectinidae
Exons: 4
Coding region: 982-2532 (516 amino acids)
Source: RefSeq, a predicted model, not a curated record